Cotesia congregata is the source of this 279-nucleotide messenger RNA. The record is from the annotation of a GenBank genome assembly. NCBI's taxonomy places the organism in Eukaryota, Metazoa, Arthropoda, Insecta, Hymenoptera, Braconidae.
AUGAAGGUAAAACCAGAAAGAAUAUUUAAAAUUACAGCGAUUUUGGGAAAAAUAACAUUUCUUAUCUGGUCUGACAAAAAAAGCAUUAAAAAAUUACUACUUCAACUAAUAUGGUGGAUAUUAAUGGUGAAUUCAACAAUACUUGCAGUAUUAUUGGGCAUAGAUGCGUACAAAAAUUACGAUAAUAUUAAUACAUUCGUAGAUAUAAUGACUAAAUUAUCAAUACGCGUGGAAAUAGUGUUUGAUUACAUUAUCUGGAAGUUUAACAGUCGUCAACUU